Molecule: messenger RNA, 1839 nt
Organism: Polychytrium aggregatum
Lineage: Eukaryota; Fungi; Chytridiomycota; Chytridiomycetes; Polychytriales
Exons: 3
Coding region: 200-1516 (438 amino acids)
Molecular function (GO): protein binding
Source: RefSeq, a predicted model, not a curated record
CUUCUGGACAAGCACUCCGUCCGCCAGCACUCCUCCUGCCGAGCUGCUGCCUAUCGAUUGGGCAGUCUCGCCUGUCCCCCCCUCGACUGCUUUCUCCCCCCCUCAUCAUCUCGGGCCUGUGUCCCGCGGUUCUCCAGCCCAGACCCGCUCUCGGCCGCGCGCAUCCACUUGCUGUUCUCUCGAGCUCCGGUAUCGCACCAUGUCAGGUAGCUGGACCUAUGCGGGCUGCUAUGCCUCGUUCGUCUGGAAUACCCCGGCGCUGGAUACGUCCAAGUACUCCAAUGACGAGCAGGGGUGCAUCCGGGCAUGCAGCACAUUUGCCUACGCUGCCAUCGGCUGGGUCUAUCCGUCGUCGUCUCUGAAGUGCAACGAGGCCGUGUGCGUCUGUCUCAGCAAUCUCUCGGCCGGAGCCAAGUGGGCCGACUCCUACUGCGACGUCAAGUGCAGCACUGGCUCGUCCUGCGGUUCCUGUCUUGGCAGCUGGGGCGUGAACACCUGGAGUGUCUAUCAGGCACCGAGUUCACCGCCAUCGCCUCCUCCUCCUCCUCCACCACCACCACCACCACCUUCCCCUUCAUCCACAUCCUCGCCCGCACCGCCGGUACCCUCUCCUCCUGUGGGCCCGUCGGCGACAGCACCCUCAAAUGCACCCCAGCCGCUUCCAUCAACUCCAGCACCCUCUACUGCUUCCACAGCGGCUGUUCGUGGCCAGACAUCGGUGUCCUCGCAAAUUGCGUCGCUCCAUGCCCCGGCCGGAUCAACCAUGGCGGUCGUCAGCGGAACAACCACUAUGAUACUCGCGACCACGACGUCCGCAGGCGCCUCUGACACCAGCAAUGCUGUCCAAACCAACUACAACCUGUGGAUGAUCCUGUUCAUCGCCACCAUAUCGCUGUGCUUGCUCGUCUUGAUCCUGUUCUUUGCCGCUCGGCGAUGCCUUGCUCGUAGUAAGCAGAGCCACGACCUCCCUCCAGGUGCGGCUCCAGUGGCUGUCAUGCGCUUUGAGCCCCGACGGAACUUUUCCAUCGACAUGGUCCCAUUGACCCAGGCGGGCGAUCUCGGGCUCUCGCCGGCAGCCUCGACGGCUUCCAUUGGCCUCCACGACAGCCGCGCCCAUAUCAGCAGCGACCACCCCCCAACCACCCAGGCGGUCGCUCUUCCGUUGCCGGUGCGGGGCAUGACACCGCCACCGGUCUACGAUAUGAUCCAGCGGAUCGAGGCGGCGGCUUACCGAGAAUACCCGACAGCGGGCACGCUGGAGAGAUUGCAUGCCUCGGAGCCUCGACCGACAAACGUCUUUGUCGCAUGCCGGCCUUUCACCGCUUCCGAGGACGACGAGCUGAGCCUGAACGCCGGAGACCUCGUCGAGAUCAGCCAAACCUAUGACGACGGCUGGGCGCAUGGAAAGAGUCUGGCCACAGGUCGAUCCGGCAUCUUCCCGAUCCAGCUGGUUGUCUCGCUCUCGCCCAGUUCCAAGAUCUAUGAAGCCACCUUUGGUGCCCCGGCCACCUCAUGAGCCCACAAGAGAGAGCACUCUUCGCUGCAUGCUCAGGCGACACGACAUACCUGGUGGCUGCAGCAGCAGCAGCAGCAAUUGCAGUAGUAGCAACGGCUGGCUGUCGGCCUUACGUCUUGCUUCGCCAGUCGGUUCUUCUGUCUCUUACCAUCCAUCCUCCAUCAAUGAUCCUCACCCUGGCUGCAUUUGCUCUGCCGGUCCAAUCUAUCCAUUAGUCUGUCUGUCUAUCUAUGUAAACCAUUGGCCCGAUUGUUUGAGCAGACCUCCACCGGGUUGCAUGGGGUGGCCAAGAUAUGAAACAUAGUUACCGCUAUCGCCACUGA